CUGAGUAGCGGGCAGAAUUUAGAUCCAGAGCACACAGAUGAUGGAUACUGAGUGGAUGAAUUUGUCUCUUUGGAUAGUCUAAGGACUGGUUCACAGGUUUGGAUUUAUUGCUCCAUAAGCAAUUCUCAAGCACCUGUGGUAUCAAACCGAAGGCCCUGAAAUAACCAGACCAGAAAAAGACACAGAAAGGGGGUCAGGAAGUGAGUUCAGAGCAUCUCAAGAGUCUGACUGCAGAAGGCAUCUCACUGUAUCCCUCCAUCAAGACCUCAAAUAAGACUACUUGAAAUCAUAAUGGAAAGCACCAGAACCUCUCUCUGGCUGUUUCUCCUGCUAAACCAGCUACCAUUAUGUCCUACGGAUGCAGACCAACACCUUUCAGCCACGCAGCUUUAUUCACACACAACAGAAGGUCAUGUUGGCAGCUCAACCCCUGAUGUGGAGCCAAGCCUCACUACCAUUGACCACACAAACUCUGAUACAGACACAAAUGGCACUCGUGGUGACUGCUUGAUCGACACGGAGAUGGGCCUGAUUGCUAUAAGUUCAGCAGGGGGGCUGAUUGUCUGCUUGCUAGUUGCCACCGUGGUACUGGCAUUCCAGGUCUGCAGCCUUCAGCGCCGGGUUUACGCCCCCCGAACUUCUCGGUCUAACAUGGACUUGGUGACCAGUACAGGCUACUGGGGCACUGACCAGCCAGAUGUCGGGGGACUGGUCGGUCCGUGUGAUGCCAGUGUCAUGCUUGAGGAGGUGAGAGCCGACAGCAAUAUGGAGGAAGACAAGCAGGCUGAAAUACGAGAGGCAAGGGAGGAGGCUAGAGCAGGACUUGAGGAAGGGACCAUAGCAAUGGCUUUUGAUCCUAAGGAGAGGGCCUGUUAUAUGCCGAGCUCCAGCACCAUGGACUCCUGUCUGGAGGUUCCCAGGGAUCUAGAGGACAUGCCCCUUGUUGUGUGAGAUAAUCUGACAUCGGUAAAAUACAGCCCUUGACACAAGUAGCAACUUCUCAGUUCUGCUACGUUGUGGCUUAAUUUUGUUUAUUUCACCUUAAAGAAUUGAAACCUCAAUAUAGUGAGGGUUGCCUGGGUAUUGUCUGAAAUUUGAAAUAUUAGUGCCAAUACAACUUAGUUUUCCUACAUAUUCAAAGGGAGUAAGUAAGUAAACAAGUUUAUAAAUGGUACGAUGUAUUUAAUGCCAGCUUUCAAGAAUCAAGUUGUAUUGAAUUUUUUUUCAGUAACAAAAAAGUAUUGUGGUUCAACACGUCACCCUUGUAAUGUGUAUAUAUUUUGAUGUAUAAUGCUACCAGUGGAAUUUCAAAUUCAAAACAUCUAUACCUUUGAGAAAAAGGGCAUAAGCAGUUUAAUCACACAUAACAUUUUAUGCUACACAUUCUUUACACACUUGCUUAACGAAAUCAACACAUCUCAAGCCUGUUUGAUUUGGCUCAACUGUCUUGUUUCACAACAUAGUUAGGCAGAAUCUAAGUAGUUCAACACAUUUUUUUGGCGAUACCAGUAUCUAAGCCCUGAACUCACACCAGGGAUGUCAUGCUUUGCCAAUGCCAUGUUGAAAUGAUGGUAAUAAAGUUGUGUACAAUAUCUGCUAACAGUCCCUAUUGUACUUAUAAAUCUCUGUUGAACUCUGCUUCUGUUCAUUUAGCUGUCUGCGAUCUCUUACCUGUUGACUUUCUCAUACUACUGUUCUAUCAUUGUUUUUGCGUACAAGAUGCACAGCCCAAUAACAUGUCAGGUUUAAA
Molecule: messenger RNA, 1750 nt
Organism: Acanthopagrus latus (yellowfin seabream)
Lineage: Eukaryota; Metazoa; Chordata; Actinopteri; Spariformes; Sparidae
Exons: 3
Coding region: 292-951 (219 amino acids)
Source: RefSeq, a predicted model, not a curated record